This is a messenger RNA of Canariomyces notabilis, 1321 nucleotides long. Its product is annotated as Arp2/3 complex, 34kDa subunit p34-Arc. The transcript has 5 exons. Gene Ontology annotation, molecular function: structural constituent of cytoskeleton; actin filament binding. The coding region runs from base 141 to 1148 and encodes 335 amino acids. The record is from RefSeq and is a predicted model, not a curated record. Lineage: Eukaryota; Fungi; Ascomycota; Sordariomycetes; Sordariales; Chaetomiaceae. Gene Ontology annotation, biological process: actin filament polymerization; Arp2/3 complex-mediated actin nucleation. Gene Ontology annotation, cellular component: Arp2/3 protein complex; actin cytoskeleton.
GCUUGCUCAGUUCAUCCAUACAGGCACCACCCUCUGCCCCACUACAACCGCCGACAGACAUCCAUCACUUGGCGCUUGACUACCAGACCAUCUUUCUCUCGGAUCAACGGGCGGACGAUUGAAUUGAAAUACAGUUCAAAAUGUUGUUGCUAGACUAUCAAAAUGUACUGAUACAAUCGGUGCUCACAGAGCGUUUCUCUGGAGCGCCGCCCGUGUCCAUCGACCAGACUGUAUCCGACUUUGACGGCGUCAUCUUCCACAUUUCUACCCCCGAGACAAAGACCAAGAUCAUGGUGUCGAUCCAGAUCCGCUGCUUCAAGGACCUGGUGCGCUACGGCGCCGAGGAGGUGCUCAAUCGUGAAUACGGGCCCUACGUCGUUCCCCCGGAGCCAGGAUAUGAUUUCUCAAUUGUGGUGGACCUAGAGAGUUUGCCUACGGACAAGGAGGCACGGGACGAGCUGGUCAAGAAGAUCUCGCUGCUGAAGCGCAACGCCAUGGCCGCACCCUUUGAGCAGGCCUACGAGGAGCACUACCGUCUCAAGCAGGAGGCUUCCAAGUUCACAUCCGAGGAGGCUCCACAGGGCGUGCGCGAGGGCGGCGAGGUCAAGGCGAUCCACUACCGCGAGGAGGAGGCUAUCUACGUUAAGGCGAGCCACGACCGUGUCACCGUUAUCUUCAGUACCGUCUUCAGGGAAGAAACGGACCGCGUGUUUGGCAAGGUCUUUAUCCAGGAGUUUGUCGACGCGCGCCGGCGAGCUAUCCAGAAUGCGCCCCAAGUACUGUUUCGUAACGACCCGCCCCUGGAGCUACAGGGCGUCCCGGGGGUCAAGAAUACUGGCACUGGCGAGAUCGGUUAUGUUACCUUUGGUAGGUGGACCUAUUUAAGAUGUGGCAGAGCCUGCGUACUAAGAGGGACAGUACUUUUCACGCGGCAUCUCACCCCCCAGCGGAUGCCCGACGUCAUCUCGCAUAUCCAGACCUUCCGCGACUACUUUCACUACCAUAUCAAGGCUUCCAAGGCGUAUAUUCACUCCCGUAUGCGACGGCGGACGGCGGACUUCCUCCAGGUCCUCCGCAGAGCCAGACCAGACCACGAGGAGAAGGAGCGCAAGACAGCAAGCGGGAGGACUUUCAAGGUUGGGAGCUGAGGCGUUCUUGCAGCGUUUUGCAGGAGUGGCCAUGGCCUCAUGUCGGCGCGUUGUGCAUAGGCGCCAGCCGAAGGCGAAGACGGUAGCUCGCGGUACAAAUGCAAUGAGGUUAUUGCCGUGCAUAGGUACCGUUUAUCAACGCCGAAAAGGAAGCACAUGGGGUAAACAGUCUC